Molecule: messenger RNA, 2340 nt
Organism: Talaromyces amestolkiae
Lineage: Eukaryota; Fungi; Ascomycota; Eurotiomycetes; Eurotiales; Trichocomaceae
Exons: 4
Coding region: 1-2340 (779 amino acids)
Biological process (GO): regulation of DNA-templated transcription
Molecular function (GO): zinc ion binding; DNA-binding transcription factor activity, RNA polymerase II-specific
Source: RefSeq, a predicted model, not a curated record
AUGAUGUCCCAACAUAAUCUCAGCAACGAUGGCCUGGUAGAUCUCGACUAUGACUCGAGAAACUAUCUCCAGGCCCAGAGUUGGCCACUGGCCGUCGACCAGAAUAUCCCGCGACACGAUGAUGCCCGCGACAUUGCGCCUCUGCAGACAAGCGGUCAUACCUUCGACCAGAUCCCAACAGGUGCCAAUUUGAUGCCCGAAUGGCAGUUUCAGCAAUCGCUUCACAGUCAGGUGUCGUAUCCUCAUGUUGAGACGACUGGCCCUCAGUUCACUUCAAGUUAUGGCGUCCCUUUGCAAACGUCUCCCGUCGACUUCCUGCCUGCCUCGCAAGCAGCAGCCUCUUUGGAUGCCAGCAGUCUGCUCGAUGGCUCGUAUCUUUCGCUGUCGGCUCCGGUCGAUAUCACUAUGCCAUUUGCCUAUCCCGACUUUCAGGGACUUAUGACUUUUCCUAACGGGAUACCGGAUUUGACUUCCUAUGGAGGUAUUGCCCACAACAUUCCUGAGAGUAGCUCACCCACGGACACGUAUCUUGAGGUCCGCUCCUUGACCAGUUCGAGCAGCGACAAUGGAUGGGCAACUGUCGACCAUCGUGCCAUCGACCACCGUGCCAUCGACCACUUCCACCACCACGAUCAUGCAUUGUUCAUCAACCCUACUCAGACCUUGCACGACCGAAGUCUUUCUGAAUCCUCCUACUCGGAUUUUGAGCCAAACCGCGCUUCAUGGGGCAGUAGCUGGGUGGACGUUCAACAUCCCAUCAGCUCACCGGGAUCUGAUCAUCUUGACUCAAUUUAUAACCCUGCUGUGGACCGACGAAUUUCUCUUGAUCACGCCUCCCACGGAUCCGUGUCCCCAGUUGCUGUCAGCCCGGUCGCUAUCGUACGACCAAUCCCAGUACCCUCCAAGAAAGCUACUCCUCAAUCCCAUUCACCCAGAUCAUCCACAUCGUCUUCCUCCUCCUCGCCUUCAUCGUCCUCGCCUCCCGCCAGAAAGAAUGCUCGCAAGAGCCCGAUUGCCGCAAAAACCGCCGAAACAAAGGUUCGCAAGCAAUCACAGACAGGCAAGCCAGAGACUACCGAGAAGCGUAUCGGAAAGCGUAAGGGUCCUCUCAAGCCAGACCAGAGAAAACAAGCCAGCGAGAUUCGGAAGCUGCGAGCUUGCUUGCGUUGUAAAUUCCUCAAGAAGACAUGUGAUAAAGGAGAACCUUGUGCUGGGUGCCAGCCUGCACAUGCUCGUUUGUGGCAGGKUCCUUGUACUCGAAUUGACAUAAAGGAGAUUGGUUAUUUCAUGAAGGACUGGAAGGCCGACUAUGAGCGUCACGUUACCCUGGGAUUCUCGGUUGGAAAUAUUAAGGGCUUUUCCGACCAAGAGAGAAUCCUUUUUGUCACUCACGGCUACGGCGAGAUCAUGCCCAUCAAUGCCCGCGAGGUCUUUGUUCGGGACGAAGAAUGUUUCAACAUGGAUUGGUGUGAGACUGUCGAACGGGAGAUGGGCCAUUACCAAGUGUCGACUAUGAAGUUUUCAGCUGGUAUCGAGGGUAUCUCUCAUUCAAAGUUGUCUGACUAUUUGGACCGCCACAUUGACGGUAACGGAAGUUAUGAGAAGUUCGUGGACGACUACUUUGACGGCACGCCAUUCCUGACCCAGAUGCUGAAGACUGCAUUCCGCUACUACUUCCGUACCAAGUUGCCGGUAAUCCGCAAGGCUUUGAAGUUGAUCCUUGCCUACAACCUCACUCUCAGUGUGACCAUGGUUGAGGGUAUUGGUGAAGACGAAGACUUCCUGGGUAAGAUUGAGGGCGAGGGUUCCCGCUUCCGAGGAAAGAUAAUGGCACCCGUCAUGAUCAACUUCCAGAUCAAAUGUGCCAUGGCCAACAUGUGGCGUGAGUUGCAGAAGGACGUUCUUGAGGAGCUAUCGGCUCUUUACUCGAGCGUGUACAGCGGUGAUAGGCUUAAGAACUGGCCUACCAUCUACAUCCUCGCUACAAUCCUCCUUGCUGUUUGGGAGGAAAUGCAAUUUGACUGCCAUUACCGUGUUCCGGAUGUCUCUGCCGUCGACAAGUUCUGCCACGACAUGGAGUCUACUCCCGUUGGUGUCAUCGUCGGGCUUUUCCAGGCUAUUUCCCAGAAAUUGCCCGCUUUCACCGAUUGGGAGACCAGCAAGCACCACCAGUUGCUUGCCUCCAACCCUGAUGUCUGCCAAACUAUGACCGAGGUCCGACAUCACGUUAAGCAGCACGAAUCCUACCUGCGCAACCGCUCCAACACGAAAUUCAACCGUACCGACUUCGACUGCCUGUCGAACAAAUUCCUGUCACGACUAGUUAUUCGCGCCAACUGA